CGAUAUUCUAACCUCUAAUUAUGUGCAACGUGUAAUGUCUUCUCCUCUUGUCUCUCUGGCGUUGACACCAUUUUGACAGUCUCAUUUCAUAGCAUCGUGGCCUUGGCCUUUGCUAUCAGCUAUCCAACAAAAUCAAAAGGCCUGUUCACCCUUCGUGGCCAUGGAAAUCAUGGAGAUUCUCCAACUCUAAACCAAAUAUAAACAACAGAAUAUCUGUUGCAAGUUCAUAACAAAAACAAGGAGAAGAAAAACCAACAUAGAAGAUUCAUAUAGUUGCUGCCUUGUAUAUAUAUAUUUUCUGGGAGUUAGCUUUCGUAAAUGGAGCGCUAUGAAAUACUGAAAGAUAUUGGGUCGGGGAACUUUGGUGUUGCUAAGCUGGUUAGGGAUAAAUGGAGUGGUGGGCUUUAUGCUGUCAAGUAUAUUGAAAGAGGCUCCAAGAUUGAUGAGCAUGUUCAAAGGGAGAUUAUGAACCAUAGGUCCUUGAAGCAUCCCAAUAUAAUAAGAUUCAAGGAGGUCCUGCUAACACCAACUCAUCUAGCCAUAGUCAUGGAGUAUGCUGCUGGCGGAGAACUUUUUGAAAGAAUAUGCAAUGCUGGUAGAUUCAGUGAGGAUGAGGCAAGAUUUUUCUUUCAACAACUGAUAUCAGGAGUGAGUUACUGCCAUGCAAUGCAAAUUUGUCAUAGAGAUCUUAAGUUGGAAAACACACUGUUAGAUGGGAGCACUGCACCGCGACUCAAAAUAUGCGACUUUGGCUACUCCAAGUCAAGUGUGUUUCACUCCCAGCCCAAAUCAACUGUAGGAACACCAGCCUACAUCGCGCCAGAGGUCUUGUCUAGAAAAGAAUAUGAUGGGAAGAUUGCAGAUGUUUGGUCUUGUGGGGUUACUUUGUAUGUCAUGCUGGUUGGGGCUUAUCCUUUUGAAGACCCUGAAGAUCCUAGAAACUUCAGAAAAACAAUUCAGCGGAUUCUGAGUGUCCACUAUUCUAUUCCUGAUUACGUUCGAGUUUCCAAGGAGUGUAGACAUCUCCUAUCCCGGAUUUUUGUAUCGAACCCCGAAAAGAGAAUAACCAUACCAGAAAUCAAGCAGCAACCAUGGUUUUUAAAGAACUUGCCAACAGAAUUCGUGGAAGGAGAGGGUGGCAACCUGGAAACUGAAGAAGAAAAUGACCAAUCUCAAAGUAUUGAAGAAAUAUUGUCUAUAAUUGAUGAAGCUAGGAAACCUGGUGAGGGCCCCAAAGUUAGUAGUCAGGCACUUGGUGGUAGCAUGGAUCUUGAUGAUAUAGAUGCUGAUGCAGACAUAGAUGAUAUAGAGACAAGCGGUGAUUUUGUCUGUGCACUACAAGUGUGAGUCUAAAAAUCAUGUAAACCUUGCAAAACCAAUCUUUCUGAAAAAGAAAAAAAAGAAAAAAUCAAAAAAGCAGUUGAAGAUAAGGCACAAUAUUCCUUUUCAUGGCUAGACGGAAUCUGUUCAGUGGGUGAUGUUGCUUUUCCUCAGCAUGAAAGCCUUUGUUUCUGUAAAGGAGCUGAGAGGGAUUAAAAAGUUAUGUUGCUUCUACAUUUUCAAGUCUGUAAAAUUCUCAGAAUUUCUUUUUCCAUUUUUGCUUAA
Molecule: messenger RNA, 1605 nt
Organism: Theobroma cacao (cacao)
Lineage: Eukaryota; Viridiplantae; Streptophyta; Magnoliopsida; Malvales; Malvaceae
Gene: SNRK2.7
Product: SNF1-related protein kinase 2.7
Biological process (GO): protein phosphorylation
Molecular function (GO): ATP binding; protein serine/threonine kinase activity
Source: RefSeq, a predicted model, not a curated record